AUGAUCAAUGAGAAAAAAGUCUCCCCUGGUACUAGCAAAGUCUGGAACAAUACAAUUGCUGUCUGGGAAAGCUUCUCAGGAGUGUUUGCUUUCAACAGCUCAUCAUUGGAUGAGAAGGGCUGCUGGCAUGGUAGUGGCUGGAGAUAUGAGAAUGUCUCAAGUGAUAGUGGUCAAGGUCUGAAACAGAUGGUGCACACUCCCCAUUUACAGCCCAAGCAUUGGCACUUGGGUGUGGUUGAUGUAAAACAAUGUGUAUAUAAGCAACAAGACAGACAUUUGAAUCUCAGUUGUGGGCUGCUGGUGCCAUAUCUAAUGAGGCUGUUAGAGACUGUGCUUGGAUGGAGAAGUGAAGGGGUCAGGGCUUGGCUUCAGCUCUUGCACCCCUUAGCUGAUGGGUCAGGAAAGCAGAGUGGAGGAGGUGGAGGAAGUUUAUUGGAAUGGAGGGGAGCAAGGGGAUGGAGUGACAAGGUCAGAGAGGUAAGAUUAGUCGAGCGGUUAUUGGAAGUACCGGUGAUCCAGGAAUAUAUACCUAAAUGGGGAAAGGAGUUUACAGUAGAAUGGACAAUGCAGAAGGCAACCGAUGAGGCAGUCAAGCAGAACCAUAGGAGCGGAUGCGGGAGGCGACUGGGUUGGGCAGACGGCAGACGGAGCGGAGAUGUCAGGAAAGCAGAGAAGUAUGAGGAUCGAACAGAAGUCAUGGGCAGUGUGAUAUUUGCAGGUGUCAUUGCUGCUGGCAUGGUAGUGGCUGGUGGGACAGAAGUAGCCAGUGGAGGAGGCGCUGAAAGCAGCUGA
This is a messenger RNA of Suillus paluster, 792 nucleotides long. RefSeq lists its product as uncharacterized. The record is from RefSeq and is a predicted model, not a curated record. NCBI's taxonomy places the organism in Eukaryota, Fungi, Basidiomycota, Agaricomycetes, Boletales, Suillaceae. The transcript is spliced from 10 exons. The coding region runs from base 1 to 792 and encodes 263 amino acids.